Rotaria sp. Silwood1 is the source of this 1182-nucleotide messenger RNA. The record is from the annotation of a GenBank genome assembly. Lineage: Eukaryota; Metazoa; Rotifera; Eurotatoria; Philodinida; Philodinidae.
AUGAUUGGUACAUGGCUUCAGAUUAGAAUAAAUUGUGUUGAAUGUUCGUAUAAGAAUGAUAAGCGCAUAUGGAUUAUUAAAUCAACACUAACAGAUGACUGGCAAGCAAAAUAUGAUGAACAUUUCGUUAUGACGACACCGAAGAACACUUUACAAAAAUGGCUCCAUAGAUUAUUACUAUACAUUUAUCAUGAAUCACUUGAUGAGGUUUUCAAUGAAUUAUGUGAUCUAUAUCCGACUGAAAAGUGGAUUCUAGCUGUGAAGCACGUAGCUCUUGGUGAUCAUAAAAAGGAGAAAGAACACAACUGGCCACUAGCUUUAGAACAUUAUGAAAAAGCAUUAGCGAUCUGGUUUGAACAUAUGAAUGAUGGUGAGUUAAAUCCAGAUUAUGACAUCGUUCGUCUUUAUCUCAAAAUUGGUAUCGGCUGUCAAGACCCUGUAAUUGCCCUGAAGAACUAUAAUUUGGCUAUUGCACAUAGUCAACUAGCUCUUGAAAAAGUUAAUACAAGUUAUGAACAAUAUAUGUUACAAAGAUGGGUGAUUGAUGGAUAUGAUAUGAAAAAAGCUGUUUGUACUGAUGACAAUGACAGAAAAGAAUGUCGAUUAGCAAUGAUUAAAUACAAAGAAUUACAAAUAGAGGCUCUAACACAAAUGCAAUCUGCCACAACGACUGGAAACUACAGUAAUCAUCUCAGACGUGAACAAGUGGAGCUUGCUGAUCUUUACGAAUCAGUUGGUAAAUAUAACGAAGCAACAGCAGUCUAUGAAAAGGCUUUAGAAACUGAGCUAAAACGGUCAGAAAAGGACAUUCCUACAAUCAGACAUAUCACUAAAGAAUUGGCUUAUAUCUAUAGUAAGCACAAACACGAUUACAAUAAUGCAAGUAAAUAUCAAUCGAUGCAACAUCAAUAUUUAUUAAAAGAACUCGAACACAAUCCAGCAUGUGGUUACGUAGACAAGGCUAAUAACAGUCAAAGAUUAGCUGAUAGCCAACGAUAUCUAGCAAAGCUUUAUCGAAAAGCCCAACAAUACGAAUUAGCUGUUGAAAGCUUAACCGAAGCGAUAAAGUUAUACGGUGACAGUGGUCAUGGAGAUAAAUACGAAAUCAUGUCGAACCUUGAAGAUAAACUUGUAGAAAUACAGAAUUUGCUAACAUCAUCGAAAGCUUCCGAAUCAACAUAA